GUUCCUUUGGUACCGACGUUGCGGGAAACCUUCAACUGGCCACUGUCACCCAGCUCACACGAAAGACCAUUCAUUGUCCUGGGAUAAUAUCAGAAAGCGUUAGGGCCCGAGCUUCUUUUGGCGAGCGUGUAGAACAAUUCACUAAACGUGGAAUUUCCACGUUCAGCGACAUUUUAAGUAAUAUCUUUUGCUUCUUCUUUUCCCAAGUGGCAUCUUUCGUCUUUACUCCCAAUUAACACCAAAGGUAGCAAGUUUUUUCUCGUCUUGGAAAUACUAUAAAGAUCACAAUCACAAACUGCCCCUCGAUUACGAUAUGUCUCAGGAUCAUUCCCUACCACAUUUAAAUCAGCCUCCUUCUCCAUCUAUUCCUAUCGAUCCUUCUCUGGCUCUAUACUCUCCGUACUACCAUUCCUAUCAACAGCAGCCUCAGCAGCAUCUGCCACCACAUCUUUCAAUUGCGCCGAACUACCCUUCUCCUUCCUCACAAGGAUCUGACACCAUCGGAACUCCGCCCACAGAGCAUAUGUAUCCUACCGGUUCCUCGUCUUCCAAUGCCAAUGGGAAGCGUCCUGCAUCUGCGAUAUCUACUGCGAGUGGUAGUGAAGCCGUUAAGAAAGCGCGCAAGGAUGACGAACUAUCUGAAAUUCGGAGUCCAACAACGGAUAAGGAAGAAAAGCCCAAGCCAACGAGAGGUUCAAGGGCUUGUACAGUGUGCCGUCGCUUGAAGAUGAAGUGCAUCGGUGCGGAACAAGGCCCACCCUGUAAACGCUGCCAAACCGGAGGGCACGAAUGCAUAUUCGAAGAAUCAAAUAGAGGGAAGCGCUCUUCAAAAAAGCACGAGCUAUUAACAAGAUCUUUGCGAAAAAUGGAACGCACUUUGGACACAGUACUACGUUCUAUUGGGAACCCAAGUAUUGCUUCUGGCAUGAUAUCACGAUCUCCUUCACCUAGCGCACAACAUUCGUCGACCCAAGCUUUACUCAAUAGAUCUCCUUCACCUUCCGCUGCAGUUGGAUCUGGAGGGUCGCCGAAAUUACACUCGUUACCAGAUAACGCUUUGAAUCCACUCGGCUUACUCGCGGAAGCGAGCCUGGCUAAUCGUCGUGCCCACAUUGGCACGUCGAGCAGCUUCAGAGCCAGAGCCGACAAUCCAGGUGAAAAUCCCAAAGUCGGUGUGGCCAACGACAUUUACUUCAAACCUGGUCCCAUGACAAUAUUACCACUUCGGCGACUGUAUAUCGAACGUCAAGUUCAACCAGAAAUGCUUACUUUUGUCAGUACGCAAGAAGUGGUUGCGCUAUUUAAAAUAUUUUUUGACCACCUAAAUGUUCAUUCAAACUUACUGGAUCGGAACUUCCACACGCCAUCGCUUGUCUGUUCUCGUUCUCCAUUUUUACUUACUACGAUCUGCGCUAUAGCCAGCAAAUUUUAUCUCGAAAAGCCGGAAUUACAUCCUCGGCUCACCGAACUAUCCAAAAAACUUGCCUUUAGUGUUCCAGCCAAAGGAUACAAAUCGGUGGAGAUAGUCCAGGCAUACUUGCUACUCACAAUGUGGGGUGUGGGAGCUGUGGAGCGCUACGAACAGGACAAGACAUGGCUUUUGCUAGGUAUGGCUAUCAGAAUGGCCACAGACCUUAACCUUCAUCGCAAAACCGCGGUCAAUAGUCAAGAUACUCAAGAAGGACACGCUCGUGACAUCGAGGUACAUAAUCGGGAACGGACAUGGAUUUUAUGUUUCUGUUUGGACAGAAGCCAUAGCGCGUUAUUGGGGAAACCUCAUACUAUCAAGGAAGAUUUCAUCAUUCGCAAUGCGGACGUCUGGUGCAAAUCUCCUGUGGCAAUUCCCUCAGACCGUUCCAUUGCCGCAUACGCAGAAUUGCAGCGGAUUCUGUCUCGCAGUUUAGAUUUUCUGUACUCAAAAACCGAUUCUACUUCCGGGCUACAAACCUCUUGCGACUAUCUCCUAGUUGUGAAAACUUUUGAGUCGCAGAUUAUGGAGUCGUCGACGCGAUGGAUGCAUGAAGACUUGCUUGCCAUGAAGGAUCCUCCCGCGACGGCUGAAUAUAAGGUCCCAAUAACGCAAUUCUAUCUCAAUUACGUUCUCUUGGUUCUCAAUUCGUUUGGGUUGCAAAACGCCCUCGAACGAUCACCGAUGGACAUGGGUCAUUUCUUUGCACGGUGUCACUCGUGCGCCACUACAUGCGCAACGCUUGUUCGUGAUCAGUUGGGUCCGAUUGGAUUUUUGAAAUAUUCGCCGGACUCGCAUUUUGUUCAAACGUCGUACGCCGUACUCACUCUGCUCAAGUUAAUACGCCCUGAGUUUUCAGCAUACCUACAUAAUGAGCAAACCACCAUUACUCUCAUCAGGGAUGUAGCUGAUAUUCUGGAAUCAAAUUCCGUUAAUCCCACCCAUACGCCUGCCUUGUACAGCACCUUUUUGAAGGCGCUAAUUUCAGCCAGACUAGAACGAACUUCCGAGGAGAAGACGCGCUCGUCCGAUGUGCUCAAUGGCGAUAUAGGUUCCGCUGGUCAUCAGGUGCACUUCCAAGACACUGAUACAAUUCAUACUUUGAGUGAAUUCCAAUUCGAGGGAGAGAUGGGUCCUGUUGCUGAUGUGUCCACCUUUCCUCCUACAAUGGCGCCGGAUCCCAUGGAGGAUCCUGUUUCGGGAAUGACAAUGGACAGUAUUUUCAGCAGCAAUUUCUGGGAUAGUGUGCUUGUACCUGGGUACAAUUCGCUCGACGGUCUCACUGGCGGUUUUGUCUUCGGGGCCGGUGGUAGUGGGCUGAUUACACCACAUGUAGGUUUAACACCUACUCCAUCCGGACAAAGUACGCCCUCGAGAGGGUUAAGCUCUCAAGAUGACCUUGCAAUAACUCUGUCAGCCUUUGACCGGCAAGAAGUCGCCUCCUGAGUGCUUUUCACAUAUAAAACUUACAGCCUAAACAUACUGUCGUCAAAUUGUUAUCUUGCUUAGUCGCUAUGUUAUGCUCCCUAUGUACAUUACGUGUGUAGCCUAUGCUUCAAUUAGGUGUAUUUUUUACUAUGAUCGAGGGAUUUGGUAGACACAAAUAUUGACAAAUAUAGAGAUGCUCGGUUAGCCAGC
Lentinula edodes (shiitake mushroom) is the source of this 3106-nucleotide messenger RNA. RefSeq names its product fungal-specific transcription factor domain-containing protein. The record is from RefSeq and is a predicted model, not a curated record. Gene Ontology annotation, cellular component: nucleus. Gene Ontology annotation, molecular function: DNA-binding transcription factor activity, RNA polymerase II-specific; transcription cis-regulatory region binding; zinc ion binding. NCBI's taxonomy places the organism in Eukaryota, Fungi, Basidiomycota, Agaricomycetes, Agaricales, Omphalotaceae. The transcript has 14 exons. The coding region runs from base 314 to 2914 and encodes 866 amino acids. Gene Ontology annotation, biological process: DNA-templated transcription; regulation of DNA-templated transcription.